GAGAAAAGCCCUAAACUCAAUGCCUUUCUACCCCGAAGAUUGACCACCUUCUUCCUCUUCAGCCCAGCUCUACAUCAUAUUUACCCCUCGACUCCUCUUCAAAGAGGAGCUGCGAAGAGACAGCCAUGCAACCUAAGAGUCUUCGUCUUCUCUUCUCUAUCAUCACAAGGGAACUGCCAUGUUCGCCGAGGCAUUUGAUCCGGGCUCCUUCUUCUGCACUUUUCAGCACAGAAUCCAACCGAUCUUCGAGAGGCGAGCGGAGAAGGGACGACCGCUCGGAUGAUUUUUUCCUCCGUGAUCUCAACUUUGGGGAUUCAAUCGUCCCGGAGAAAGCAGAUAAGGCUGAUUCGAAGCCGUCGUCCCCGAUUCCCGGCCGUCCUCUUCGCGGCGAACGACGAAUGGAAGGAGACCGAGAAGAUCUCUUCCCCGAUUUUGACAAUAAGCUGCCAAGGAUGAGUAGAGGUCGUUCUAAUAAAUCAUAUUUAACGGGAGAAGGGAGACGAGGAUCUGGCCCAUUUCAGCAAAAGUUCAAGUCUGAUUUUGAAACUAAUGGGGAAAGCUUAGAUUUCUUAAGCCAGAAAGUAUCACCGCACUCAGCUGAGAGAGUCAAGGAAGAAACAAAGAGUAAUGAAUCAAUGCAAAAUGGAGAUCAGAAGCAAAGGGGAGAUCGAAUUGGAGAAAGUCUUUUCCAAAAAUUGAAGCUUGAUUCUCUUUCUGGUCUUGAGAAAGCUGGAGAAGCCGGUACAAAGAAGGCGACCCAAAUUCCAGCCCCCACAGCUUCCCACUCUUCUGAGCCUGAAUUACCCCCAGAAGAUUCCGAUCAAAUAUUUAAGAAGAUGAAGGAGACAGGACUGAUACCUAACGCUGUUGCGAUGCUUGAUGGACUCUGCAAGGAUGGCCUGGUUCAAGAAGCAAUGAAACUGUUUGGGUUAAUGCGCGAGAAGGGAACAAUCCCAGAAAUAGUGAUUUACACUGCGGUUGUGGAAGGGUUUUGCAAAGCCGCAAAAUUUGAUGACGCAAAGAGAGUUUUUAGGAAGAUGCAGAAGAACGAGAUUGCGCCAAAUGCGUUUAGCUACUCGGUUCUGAUUCAAGGUUUAUGCAAAGGGAAGAAGUUAGAGGACGCCGUUGACUUCUGUAUGGAGAUGUUGGAUGCUGGGCACUCUCCAAAUGGGUCAACUUUUACUGGUCUUGUGGAUCUAUACUGUAAAGAGAAAGGCGUCAAGGAAGCUGAAGAGCUUGUGAAGAGUUUGCGCGAGAGAGGUUUUGCUCUUGAUGAGAAGGCCAUUAGAGAGCAUUUAGAUAAGAAGGGCCCUUACUCUCCAAUGGUGUGGGAAGCUAUCUUUGGGAAGAAAAGCUCAAGAAGACCAUUCUGAACAGAAGUAUAAUGUUACCUGUGUAAAUCACAACCUAUUAUCAUUGUUACUGUUGUUCGUCAGUCGCCUAUUGCCGCCCGCCGCCCAUCUCAAUCUUAGCAGCCACCAGUCGCC
Messenger RNA from Phalaenopsis equestris, 1487 nucleotides. Its product is annotated as pentatricopeptide repeat-containing protein At4g11690. The coding region runs from base 126 to 1373 and encodes 415 amino acids. Gene Ontology annotation, molecular function: protein binding. The record is from RefSeq and is a predicted model, not a curated record. Lineage: Eukaryota; Viridiplantae; Streptophyta; Magnoliopsida; Asparagales; Orchidaceae. The transcript has 2 exons.